This is a messenger RNA of Penicillium soppii, 903 nucleotides long. RefSeq names its product putative C6 finger domain protein. The transcript has a single exon. Gene Ontology annotation, biological process: regulation of DNA-templated transcription. Gene Ontology annotation, molecular function: DNA-binding transcription factor activity, RNA polymerase II-specific; zinc ion binding. The record is from RefSeq and is a predicted model, not a curated record. NCBI's taxonomy places the organism in Eukaryota, Fungi, Ascomycota, Eurotiomycetes, Eurotiales, Aspergillaceae. The coding region runs from base 1 to 903 and encodes 300 amino acids.
AUGGAAUAUACUCUUGAAAGGCUCGAAAGGGCCCGAGCUCUCUUCCAAUUAAGGGUGGGUGACCCUUUUAUUCCCCCGGACGUGGCUGGCGCAUAUAAACUACGCAACCGUACACCCAAACGCGCCCGAGUUCUUGCUUCGUGGCAUGACAAUGAGCAAGAUGAAGACUACGACCCCUUUAUAUCACCCACUCAGAAGCGAAGGUGUCAACAGUUUAAAGGUGGUUCCCCGGAUCCCACUCCAAUUAAGAAGACCGGCCGUACUUUUCUACCUUCGAAAUCCAUUCCACGAUUGAACGAGGCCCCUAAAAUCGAUCAUCCGCCUAGUCCCAGUUCAUCCGAGGACAGUGAGUUCGAUCACUUGGGAAGAUACUGGGACAGCCCCAUCACUGAUGCCGUGAAUUCUCGCUACGGUUUGCGGCCUCGCGGCAAAUAUGAGACAUCGGACAACCCACCAGCACGAGGUACGCCCCUGACCGAGGCAUCGCUGUCCCCUGACGAUAAACAUCGUAUCAAGAACCCGUCAAGAGGAUGCACCGCUUGUCAAGACAUCGGCAUGGAAUGCUCCCUUACAACAGAUCCUGAUCCACUCGCCUAUCCUUGCGUCACAUGUGAACAAGAUGGCAUUGAAUGUGUUGUGACUCCCGAGCCGGAAUGGAAGCGGUCUUGCGAAGGUUGCAGACGCCGACGAGCGUUCUGCUCCUAUCGAUACACCAAUUACGAUCACUCCAAGCCUUGCCAGCCUUGCGUCAACCACGGGUUCAAAUGUGUUGCGGGGCCAGCAAAGUGCCGGUCUCUUAAUUUCCAUACAGAUCAUUCCUCAGAAUUCGAAGAUGUCUCCGCCCCAUUCAAUGAUACCGAGCAGCCUGAGCCUUCUGAUUCCAUGGUGGCAGAAUCGUGUUAA